AAAGACCAACCUAUCAGUGGCCACACACAUGGCAUCAUCCAUGCUCGAUAUUCAGCCAAACAUUCAAGCUGUUUCAAUCCCAAGGGACCAACAACAAAUUCACAGGAUUCCCAGAGUAAACAUUGAUGGAGAUGAAAAAUUGUGUCGGUGUGGAAUUGUCCUCGAGUAUAUCAACAAUCUAUUGCUGAAGGGGCAAAGGAAGCAACAUAAGUCAUUCUUGGGUUCUCUUCCUGGUCCAUGCCUUAAUUUUAAAGCUCAUUCUAUUCAACAACAGAUAAAGGAUUUUAGGGUAUAUUCAGGAUUAGCACAAGAUGAACUACACAAACUGGACACAUGUAAGCUGGUUGAUGAGUUUAAGGCAAACCUCAAGAGUAUGGAGGACUACCUAAAGGCAAUCAACCACACAUUUAGCAACUGCAAUAUGCUUAAUAGCUUUAAAAGCAAACACAUCUUACCAAUGCCAGGGGACUGGCCUACAUGGUUUUAUUCAAAAAAGAUAACUGCCCAAUCACAAGAUGGAACUUACAAUUCAAUAAUACCAGAGCAAGGGGCUUUCCAUGUGGGCUUGAACAUCAUCGAGGAUGUAAUCAUCUUUUUUUAUCAUUUUUUCUUCAACAACAUUUACAAGCAAGUAUUUGGCUCAGAACUUCCUCUCAAACCCGAGCCCUUCAGAUCUAACUUUGUUAUUACUGCAACAAUGUGUGCAUGGCUUUUGAUAUGA
Messenger RNA from Nematostella vectensis (starlet sea anemone), 721 nucleotides. RefSeq lists its product as uncharacterized. The record is from RefSeq and is a predicted model, not a curated record. The coding region runs from base 29 to 721 and encodes 230 amino acids. Lineage: Eukaryota; Metazoa; Cnidaria; Anthozoa; Actiniaria; Edwardsiidae. The transcript has 2 exons.